AAAAUUCAGUCGUUCUUGCAUUCUUGCUUGGUCGAUACGCGAAUUGGUCUGCGGCCAAAUAAUUUUCAAAAUUUAAAAUUGUCGGCAUAACGCAAAUAAUUAAUCAUAAGGUUAACAGCAAUACAAUUUACAACAAAUAAAAUGUGAAAUUUUUAAACAACUGUUUAACUAACCCGAACGUGUGCUCCAAGUAGCUAAAAUUCUUUUGUGUUGGUGUACCUACCGUGUGUGUAUAUUUUUUUUAUGUUGCGAGUGAAGUUGAUUCGUUUGCUUGUAUGUUUGUGCCAAUGGGGAUGCUGGGUGCUGUGCGAGCUGCUGUUCGACCAAAGUCUUUCACUUCGAGAGUUUACACUUUGAAUCCAUUUUCGUAGGAAAUCAUUUCGAUAAUUCAUAUUUCUCGGUAUACACAAAAAUAGCAACAACAGAAAUAAAAGUACAAAACUAUUCAUAAUGUUUAUGGACUUGCUGUGAUUUACACUUUAGUCGAGUUGGUAAAGCUGGAUUUGAAGCCAUCGCUGCUCCCAUACAUACUCUUACACAUAUAGGCAGCCAAAGGAAUUUACAAAACAAAGCCUGGUCACAGCGAAAUGCACUUACCAAAUAUGUUUGAUACGAAAUGGCUUCCCGCUGCUUGUGGUAGUUUAGCUCCCGCCCUUAUACCCCCCGCUCACAUGGCCAUUCUCUGGUUCUUUUGGGAGAAUUAUGCCCGCUACGUGGACAAACACUUUUGUACCUGCUCGUGUUGGGAUACAGUCUUCAAGGGCCCAUAUGAGUCUGGGGUGGCUGCCUACAAACACAUGUACUUCAAUGCCACACAGAACACAUUUAAAAUGUGGCUCCUCACGGUGUUCGCCGUCAUUGGGUUGUACGAAUGCAUUAAGCGGCUGAUAGUGCUUAUCCUGCAACAACGCUUACGCUACUCCAUGUUGGUACUGUUCAGCCUAUCCAUAUUUUCCCACUACUAUGCGUGGUGGGCGUACAUGAACUACUACAACGACGACUAUUACCAACAAUGGAAUCAUCAGUUAUUCUUUACGAUAACUGAAAUAUUUGCAUCAGUCAUGGUUAUGCAUUUGGCGGACACCACAAAUCAGGUCACAAGCAAGAAAAUAUUUUGCAUCGUGGGCAUAGCGAUACUGCACAUUGUGGCCAGCAGUUUUGAUCAGUUCUUCUUAAAUGUUGUUCGCGGCGAAGGUUAUGCCCAUCAAAUUGUGCGUGAUAUUGGCUUCAUGGUGCCUGACAUAAUGCAAUUGGUGAUACCACUGUGGCUUCUGAAUCGCAUUCGAAAGGAGUCGUAUAGCACACGGCCAUUCCAUCGGGACCGCAAUCUGCACAAGGACAUUGUGGCCAUGGUGUUCUUCGUGAUAGCACUUUUCGCCAUUUGCACAAUUUUGUGAGAGGAGCUUUACGAAUGGUUUGGCAUAAGUUACGCGACCAUAAAAGGACCCAACGAUGUAAGACUGCUACCAAAUGCUGAACGCGAUGCUGAUAUUGAUGACAACGAUAAUGCCGAUCACCUUGAGUGAAGCGUACACAAGUCAACAGAAGAUAUAUAAUCGACGAGUCACAAUAGCUCUCUUGGUGUCGUAUGUAUUCGUCAUCGAGUAUUUCCCAAACAAGGUCGAAACUUUCAAAACAGAAAAAAACAAACAUGAUAAAAUCGCUCACAAUGCGUGUGAUGUCAAUAAAUUUUACAAUAGAUCACUAACUUUGCAUGGAGGAUGACCAUUGUCCUCGCUCUCUCACAGACAGCAACAACACUUGAUUACGAGUGAGUACUCCUCAACGAAGUCCUCCUACCCGGCAUUUGCAAUGUACAGGUGCACGAUAAUUGUGCAUUUUUAUCUACUAAGUACUAUCAGACAAUUAACUUUAGUCUAGUCCUUAGUGUUUUGACUACAUUUAUGUAGAUUUGUAUGAAUCGAUCCAACGAUAGAUCUAGAGACACUUAGUGCAAAUAGUGCAUAUCAAAAGUAUCAUUAACGUUUAGCAUUUAGAAUAAUACUCCAUGGAUAAUAUUGUAGUAUUACAAAUUUGUUAUAUCGCAAUUAUUUUGUUUUCAAUCGAUUAUACAUUUUGUUUG
Stomoxys calcitrans (stable fly) is the source of this 2083-nucleotide messenger RNA. RefSeq lists its product as uncharacterized. NCBI's taxonomy places the organism in Eukaryota, Metazoa, Arthropoda, Insecta, Diptera, Muscidae. The transcript is spliced from 3 exons. Bases 588 to 1397 code for a protein of 269 amino acids. The record is from RefSeq and is a predicted model, not a curated record.